AUGGAUUGUAGACAUCGUAAACUAAUACGAGUAAGAAGGAAGGAUGAUGCAGAAGGUGAUGAUAGACUAAGUAGCUUGCCGGAUGAGCUUAUCCAUAAAAUUCUCUCUUUUGUUAGCAUCAAGCAUUCUAUCCGAGUCAGUGCUUUGUCAUCGAGAUGGAGGUAUAUCUGGACUUCGUUGCCCUAUCUCAGUUUCUCAACGGAGUAUUUUCAUACUUUGUCUGACUUCUCAAAAUUCGUUACCCAGGUUCUGACACGGCGGGGUAAUCAAAGUGAAGUUUAUUCCGUCAAGCUCAGUUUUUCAGGAAGUGUUGAGGAUGUGUCUUUUAAAAACAUUAUUCAUUAUGCAUUCUCACAUAAUGUCCAAGAACUAAAUGUUAGAUGUUUGCUUGAGAAUAAGGAUAUUGAACCCCCUCUUUCUCUCUUUACUUCCAAGUCUCUUAAACAUCUUUCUCUAAUUGGAUCUCGCCAUUUCGUUACAUCAACUUGGGAGCUCCCAGAAAUAACAACCUUGCAUCUUCAGUGUGUCACAUUUUCUCAGAAUAUUGAUCAUUUCUCAAAGUGCGUGAACUUGAGGAACCUCAGCCUAAUUUGUUGCGAAGUGAUGGGAUCAGAUUGUUUCAGUAUUUUUCAUCGUGGACUUUCUAAUCUCACAAUUGACAAUAAUGCUUUCAAGAAAGUCCACUUGGUUGUGCCUCAACUCAGAAAUCUAUCAGUUACCGAUUAUAAUGGAACCUAUACGAUAUCCGCACCUGAGCUUAACUCACUGAGUUAUGCAGGUUAUUCUCCAUUAAUAUUUUUCAAAGAUAACAUUCUUUCUUUGGAAAAGGUUGAUAUCCUUGUCCACCAUCCAGAGAUGUUACAUCCUGGGAGUAUUGUUGGCCUGCUUCAAAAGCUGCACGGCGUCAAAUCUAUUACGCUUAAUUUGGAAAUCAUGGAGCAUCUUUCCUCAUUUGUGAAAAUAAGUUCACAUCAAGCUUCUUCACUUGCCAGCUUAAGGAAUUUGAAAGUCUAUCCAUUAGAUUCGUACAAGUCGGAGCAUCAAAACCAAGUAAUUACUUUGCCAACGGAAGUAAGUAACUAUUUCCUGAAUAGCUCUCCGAGUGCCACCUUGACAAUGGUCUCUCGCAAGGAAAUGACAGCCAUAAGGAAUGCCGUAUCAGCAGAAAAACUCAUGGGAGAGUUACAAGAGCUGCUAGAGCAAUGGCAAGCGAAAAGUGAGACCAGGUUGGCUCGAGUGGAGAGAGUGAAGUUUAAGAGCAACAAUGCAAAGUUCCAUGAACAGGAGAAGGCGUUUGUUGAGAUGAAUAGGCCAUGGUACUUUAGGGAAAGGAUGGCACACAUCGAAAGUUAUUGGAAAGAUUUGAAUGUGGAGUUGAAGGAAGGGAAUACAAAGACUUGUCGCAUUAUUUCAAAGCUGCGAGAGAUUGAGGAAUUACUCACAAAGCUGCCCCCACUAAAAAGGUCAAAUAUCCAAUCAAGAUUUUCUAGACUUUGUGCAGAAUCAGACAUUUGCGAGGAUUUUGGUUUGGAUCCUGCUAAAGAGAAAGAGGAAUUACGAUCUAAUCUUGGAGAGACAGGACAAUUUAUGGUGUUGGAUGAUGGAAGUAAUGAGAAGGUGCCAAUAGUGGUUGAAGGUACCCCUGUAUCCCAAAUUCUUUAA
Erigeron canadensis is the source of this 1662-nucleotide messenger RNA. RefSeq names its product F-box/FBD/LRR-repeat protein At1g16930-like. The transcript is spliced from 4 exons. Bases 1 to 1662 code for a protein of 553 amino acids. Gene Ontology annotation, molecular function: protein binding. Lineage: Eukaryota; Viridiplantae; Streptophyta; Magnoliopsida; Asterales; Asteraceae. The record is from RefSeq and is a predicted model, not a curated record.